GACUUCACUCCGAUCCUCCUCCGUUAUUGUCCGGCCGGCGGCCAAAUCUCUCCACUUUGCACUUUUGCCCUAGUAUAGCCGCUACUGGAAGACUGGAACGGUGGUUCUUGCGUAAAACAAAAGGUGAACACAAGUAACUUCCCGGCGAUAUACGGAGAUGUCGUCGUUUAAGAAUGCUAUUCCAAGGCGAGCUCACAAGGAGCGUUCUCAGCCAGAAUCGAGGAAGAAAUUUGGACUUCUCGAGAAGAAAAAAGACUAUGUUAAGCGCGCACAAGCUUACCACAAAAAGGAAGAAACCUUACGGAAACUCAAGGAAAAGGCUGCUUUCCGGAAUCCAGAUGAAUUUUACUUUGGGAUGAUUAAAUCGAAAACUGUUGGUGGAGUGCAUAGACCAGAGAGUGAAGCAAAUAAAUACACUCAAGAAGAGCUAAUGUUGAUGAAAACUCAAGACAUAGGUUAUAUUCUGCAGAAACUUCAGACUGAGAAGAAGAAAACUGAAAAGCUUACUGCAAUGUUACACUCUCUUGAUAAUCAGCCAUCAAAUAAACGUGUCUAUUAUGCUGAGGACAGAGAGGAGGCUGAAGAGAUCAAAUCAAGAAUAUCUGAACAUCGUAACAUGCCAACGUCCGAUGACUUGCCUGGCAGUAUUAAAAGGAAAAUAGCUUCUUCCUACAAAGAGCUUGAGGCAAGAAACAGCAGAGUGAAGACUCUAGAGAAACUAUACAUGGAUAUGGCCAUGCAAAAAGAGUUACAGAAAAAGGGGAGAAAGCGCAAACUUCGCGAGGAUGAGAUUGUAACCCCAAACACAAAACCAGUUUUCAAGUGGCGGCCAGAAAGGAAGCGAUGAAAUUUUAUACACGUGAAGUUUCCAGUUUAUCAUCAUCACUAUAAACAUCUUGCGGAGUUGCCAUGUGAUCAGAAGUUUUGUAUGACAAGUAUUGGAAUCUAUAUAGAUGUCAUUUUGUAGGUUUUUCACAUGUUAACUAGGCUCAACUGUACAAGAAAUAUUUGUGCUGGCUUGGCAAUACUACAUCUUUUGUUAGAUUUUCUCUCUGUAAUAGAUGCUGGAAGCAAGUUCAGGUUUUGGAUUGAAGGUUCCUUUUCCUUAUACAAAUGGUUUAAUACAUGAAAUUA
This is a messenger RNA of Ipomoea nil (Japanese morning glory), 1134 nucleotides long. RefSeq names its product probable U3 small nucleolar RNA-associated protein 11. Gene Ontology annotation, biological process: rRNA processing. The record is from RefSeq and is a predicted model, not a curated record. The transcript has 8 exons. Lineage: Eukaryota; Viridiplantae; Streptophyta; Magnoliopsida; Solanales; Convolvulaceae. Bases 158 to 847 code for a protein of 229 amino acids. Gene Ontology annotation, cellular component: nucleolus; small-subunit processome.